UCAUAUUUAGGUUGGUACCAUAUUGAUUGAUAUUAUGGCAUUUUUCGGCCGGCACGUGUGACGGGUAUCGUAACGGCGAAUACGAGCAAUUUCGAUCGUGUAGGUUUGCUGCAUGUACAGGAGAAAUCACCUGGAGUUUUUGUAUGGUUAUGACGUGCUCUGCCCCUCAGUCAUUCGGCGGGAGAUGAGGCACGCGAUCAACUUCGCCACCCCAUGGAGAGAGCUCGCCUUUUCGCGGUCGUGUUUCGCAUCUAUCGUCGUUCUUUUAGCGCGCUUUUAAUUCCCUUCAUCCUCUUUUCUCCUUCUACGCGAGAUGGUAAUCGAGCGCAACGCGGCGUUCGAUUUUACGAUCGCAUUCGCCCCGAUUCUUUUAAUUCUCGCUACGUGCUUGACGAUCUUCUACAGGCUGAGAGCGAGAUGGCCUGUGAAGGUGAACUGCUGGUUUUGCAAUGAGAACACGAAAAUCUGGCGGCAGGACCUGGACUGGUGGUUGUGCUCUUGGUGCGAACAGUACAACGGCUUUUCCAAGGAUGGCGACUAUAAGUACGAUAUUCCAGAGCAGUACACAGCGGCGAAAGUACGUACGAGAUAUUGUCGCCUGUCUGAUGGAGGUGACAACUGCCAUGUCCUUGAUGAUAAACUCUGUUCGUACUGCAAUGAGCGGGAGAGUCAGAAGCUGCUGGAGCUGUCCAACUUUGAGCCUAAGAGUGAGAAGCUCUUUCAUACAGAGUUGAAGGCAUUCAAGGAGUAUCUGGAAAUAAAGUAUCCACUGUGCGACAGCUGCAAAUCAACAGUGCAAGAUGUGUUGCGCAGGCAGACAGCAUGGUUAACUCGUUACAAAAUGCUCUUCUUUCGGCGGAAACCAAUAAAAACGCUUAUCAGCAAAGCAAGACGGUGGGAAACACUUUUUCGACUUAUCUCGACAAUCCUGGUCGCGAUGCUCAUGCACGACUUUGUUUGGCUGCCAAUUGGUGGACUGUUCUUUCGUUUAUGCAUUUGUUGGGCGAGCUUCAAGACAAGGUUAAACAAAAUUAUCAAAAUAUGGAUAUCUUUAUUGUUUUGCAUCACUAUUUCCGUGUCCAUCAAGAGUUUGACGACUCAAAAUGUUUGGCUUGCAAUGGAACUUUUUAUGCAGUACCGCGUGGUAGUGGUAUGCGUAUUUGUCAUCGAUUUGUUUAUUUAUUUGAUGAGACUAGAUUCCAGUAUAACUAAAAAUACAUUGAAUGGUUCAGUGGCAUUUAAGAAAAUCAAGUUGCGCUCACGAGAUACCGUUUUGCCUCGACUCGCGUAUACCAGUGAAAACAAUAACGUACCAAGCGAAGUGAACGACAGUAUUAAACCAUCCGUUUAUACGGCGGGUGAAUUAUCUUCCACUGAAAUCAAAUUCAGCAAAUCCCAUUCAGCAAUAUUGAGACAAAGACUGUCUACGAUUACUGCCAACGAUGGCAUCAAUGGAUGCCUAAGCUCUGUAUCUCGGCGCGAAAACGAUUCACUAGAUAAUUGCUGUUUGAACGACAGCCUGAGUACUCUUCUCUUGAGCGAAGAUCCACCGAAAUAUAGCAGAAGCGUGAAAGUGGCGCCUGCGAUUUUCGAACGAAGAGUGUACAGUGCGACGAGUUCCGAGAAUCUGUUCAGGAAAUCUAGCAGCAUCUAUAGCAGCGGCAAGAGGAGGUGCAUCCUGUCACCGCCAAAGCUCAGAUCGGUGACGCAGACGUCGUGGGUGGCGGGCGGUUACUGGCAGGACGGUAUGAUGACCGCGACGCCGCCGACGCUCUCGCGAUCGUCCAGUCAGAGCUCUGGCUUUGGAUCGGUCGGCUCCUCCAAUCUCGCGCCAUCCCGCGAGCCGUCCGUGCACGAGUUUGACCGAUGCUCUGUUGUGUCGGAAGCUACGCGAUGGUCAUGCCAAACGCCGCGGCCGGGGGGUCUCGUCUCCAGGCAUGACUCGCCGGUCCCGCGUCCGCAAUCGCGGUACUCCGACGCGACGGGAGGCCAUUUGUCAGCGGCACCGUCGCCAUCACCAUCGCCGACGAUCCGCGCGGCGUGCAACACGGACGAUUAUGUCCAGGAGAACUACGCUCGCGGACCGAACGUCGGGGAACGGAACGGUUGGGUGCCGUUGAUGCAUGCCGGUUCCCACACGACUACGGUCGUCACGAGCCCCGGCUGGCUGUCUGCGAUGCUCUGCGGUUCGCUGAUACUAAACAUGAUAGUGCUGUGCGCUACGUUGUUACGUUAACGUCUCGACGACCAGGUUCGCCGUGCGCUGGGUUAUUGUGUGUUCACGCGGUAAUUUUUAUCAAUCGUCACGAUUAUUUAUGUGAUUGCUAGUAUUAAGUGAACUUCGAGUACUCGGCGAGUUUGGUCGCUGCGAUCAAUUCGGUCACUUUUCUUUUCUCUUCUCUUGUAUGCGAUUUUCUACUGCCGGUUUCUUAAGUUCUAACGAUUUAACGUGAACUUACAGUUAAUAUUUACGAGUAAACCUCACGGACGCCGGGCGGUCAGACACCGAUUUUUUUUCAAUUUUUUACAGUUUCUUAUGUCAAAGUAUGAAAAAAUCGCAUUAAUUUGAGCUCAAAUUAAUUUUUUCAAUUUAAAAAAAGCUUUUAUCUUACGCAAAUACACGUGAGGACGAUACGAUCAUAUUCCGAAAUAUAAAAGUGGAAUCGAAAAUCUAGUAGCGCGUAACACAAAGUUUAAUGAUUGCAUUAGCAAUCCUGCAAAAAUUUUUGUAACGGACAAACACGUCCAAACUCAUAUAUGGUUCUAAACCACCCCAAACGGACUCUUAAAGUUUUCUACAAGUGGAACUAUUUCUUAAUUAUUCUUGUAGUGUUUUAUGUGUUGAAUUUCAAAAAAUUAGAUUUAGAUUCAUUCUCAUUGGAAAUAAUGCUUUAAACAUGUGUAAAAUCGGGUAUUUGCGUAAAAUAAAAAAAAAUAAAGUUAAAAUCGAUGAGGGAUUUCUUCCUAUUUUGACAUGACAACUAUAAAAGAUUUUGAGAAAAAUUGGUGCUUGACGUUCUCCCAGAUUUACUUGUUAGGGGUGAUAGAAUUACUGCCAAAUAAGGGACGAGCACCGUAUUCCAUUUUACUGCUGGGAAAAUAGUAAAUACAACAUUACACUGCCAAUAUACAUGCUCGAACAUAUCUACCAGUCUCUUCUUCUGCUUUUAUAUUAGACCUAGUAUUUUCUUUUUUUUUUCUAUAAUUAGGAUAUCUGUUCUUAUAGACACGCCGCUUUAUAUCCUUAAACUCGAAAUUUCUGAAUUGUAUGUAUUACCUUCUGUAUUUAUGUAAAUAUUUAUCUGCUCGUUUUCUUUCAUAUUACCUUUUUUUCCGGCAAGCCUGUUUGCCAUUUUUGAGAAAUAGCGUCUCGAAUCUUAAUUGCCCGACGUAGGGCUGGCCUCUACGAGGGGGCAAUUCUCGCUCAAUUUCGCGAAUGCGUAAACGUAUCUCCUUGCGCAUUUCGAAUACAAUACAAUCUUUCGGAUUUCGAAUCACGACAGUUUAAAAUGCGAACGCCGAGGACAAUUUGCGUGUCUCAUCUUUUGGAAGUAAUUUUGCUUGAGAGAAAACAAUAGCGUUUGAAGUGUUUCAUAAUGUAUCAGUUUUUGUUUAUAUCAAUGCACAUCAAAUGGAGCACUUUAUGUAAUGCUUUUUUUCCCUUACUUAAAAUUAUUCCGCAUAAAAGAAAGGGGCGCGCGAAUGCCUUUUUACACAUACUGUAAUUAAUACGAAAACUUCAGCCUCAGUGAGAAAUACGUAUGUAACUUUAGAAAUAAGCCAAGUAUAUUUGUUUAUGCAUUGUGCCCUGAAUAUUUUCUGUUUUCAUUUCAUUAUUUAUCAAUAACAAGAUCGAUUGUACAUACUUGCCGAGAACUUUCUUAAAAAAAAAAGAAAAAAAGAUGCGCCCUGCGACAGGUACACUAUACGUGAAGCCUUCUUAGCCUGUGGACUAGGAAAAACUUGUUGUAAUAAAUCAUGUUGCUUAUUGUAUUCCGAUUAUUGUAUGUUUUGAUAUCUAUAAUAUUGUAUAAUUCUACUGACAAGAAUAAAAUGUGAACUUUUUACAAUACGAUCUAUAGAUUGUCACUUUUAAUUUAUUCCUUUUCAUCGUCCUGUUUAUAGGAUAGUAUCUUUUCAUCUUUUUUUCUUCAUGUUCUUAAUAUUUUUUUUAAACUUUUUAUAAAGUCUUUUUAAAAAUAAAAAAAGUCGGUAACAUUCCGCGGAAAGGAAGAGAAAAUCCGUUGACAAAAUGCAGAAGAGAAAACAAGUAAUUUCGUACAAAUUGACUAAGGUGCAUUAAAACUUUCUUUGCGAUUGUAAAUACAAUGAUUUUAAAAGUAACAUAAAUAAAUUCGUAAAAAGUUCGGAAUCCUUUCAGCCUCGAAGGCUGGGACAGGGCGAUCAAUACAGAAUCUUACGCACGCACGAUGAGAUGUGUGUAUGUAUAAUAUAUUUUUUUUUAUUAUUACCUUAUAAAUAUAUUUCUUUCGGAGAUUACUUCGCCGGGACAAUAUGCGGUGCGACAAUAAAUAAAUAAGUGAAUACAGACGUGUGAUUUUCCUUGUUCUUUCUUCAAUAUAAGCAUUGUCUCGUUUCGAUAAUUGAAUAAUGAUAAUAGUAUAACGAUAUCACCUUAAAAUUACAGUUUUAAUCCGAGAAGAAUAUUGUAUUACAAUUUAUAUAGUACCUUGUAGCUACAGCCUCUCUUCUACACCCUGCAUACAAAUUUACUACCACCUAAUGUCUAGAAAAAAAAUUGUUUAGAAUUGCAGCUAUGCGUUUCUUUUUUUCACGGUUUUCUUUUUAUCUCACUUUCGCUACUUUGCUGUUUCAGAUGAGGUAGAU
Molecule: messenger RNA, 4848 nt
Organism: Solenopsis invicta (red fire ant)
Lineage: Eukaryota; Metazoa; Arthropoda; Insecta; Hymenoptera; Formicidae
Exons: 7
Coding region: 314-2236 (640 amino acids)
Biological process (GO): nuclear migration along microtubule
Cellular component (GO): nuclear membrane
Molecular function (GO): actin filament binding; lamin binding
Source: RefSeq, a predicted model, not a curated record